This is a messenger RNA of Pseudo-nitzschia multistriata, 3534 nucleotides long. Lineage: Eukaryota; Bacillariophyta; Bacillariophyceae; Bacillariales; Bacillariaceae. The record is from the annotation of a GenBank genome assembly.
AGUCAAUGGAGGCGAUGAAAUACGUACCGUGCGUACGGUUCCGUACGAGGCAACAUGGUACGGUGGCGAUAAUUCAUCCACCCAUUACCACCACCACUAUUUCGUAUUUUCUGUUCCAACUGUACCGGUACAUUGUAGUUGUUCGUCCUCGAACAAUCGAACCCAUUGCUGAAAGGACGACACAUCGGUGCACUUGAUUAGAAUUCCAGGCUUUCUAUGAUUAAGGCUACCAUUAUCGGGACAACACGCCGCCGAAUACUUGCCAUAAACCUCCAGUGGUUGGUUCCGGGUUUCUUUUCGAUUUUUUGCGUGCUUUCCAGCUUUUUGGCAACCGGCACCGUUGCAUUCCAACUGCGACACGGGCGACCCGCUCGGGUGGGUGUCGCAAGAACGAACAUCAAGCUUGCUGCCAAGGCAUCAAAGGAAAAGAUCGGCUACAACGACGACAAAAUGGUGGCCGAGAACGACGAUGUGUUCGUCACGGAUUUGGCAAGAUACGCCAUAAAAGGAUUUUCCGGCGAUCUAUUGGACUCCGUGCUCAUACCCGGAGGAGGCGUCCAGACAUUUCCAGACGAUCGACGCUAUGCAUUGUUAAAGCAAAAAAACAAAGAAAAAUUCGAUGAGAAAAGUCCGGAAUGGCUUCACAAAGAAAACUUUUUGUGUGCAUUCUCCGCCCCGGAGCUCAUGGCAAGCUUUCGAAGCCACUACGAAAUCGUGGAAGAACAACAGGAGAACAAGAGUGAUGAUGGCGUCGCUCCGAAAGUAUGCAUACGAAGACUGCUUACGCUAUAUCGACGUAGUGGUGAGGAUGACAAUGAUGCCGCUUCCGAGGAAAAACCGGUGCUUGGACCGAUUGAUUUGAAUACACAAUCCGGCAGAGAGGCAUUGGCUUCUUUCUUUUCAUACGAGUCCAACGAAGAUCUGGUUUGCGUCACAAAAGAAACCGAUGGAAAGGUCAAUACCUUCCAGUUCGGGAAUACGAGAGCAGGAGUAAAGAACAACCCCGGCGGGGACACUCGAACCGUACACAUCGUCAACAGAGCCACCGUUCGCGAAUUUUCGAACAAAAUUGGUCUGGAGUUGAACCCGAUGAGGUUUCGCCCCAACAUCGUCAUCGAUGGAUUGGGUCCGUGGGAGGAAUUCGAUUGGGUAGGGCGCACGCUGCGCAUCGUGCCAAAAGAAGAAGGCGACAACGAUGAAAAUGCCUCGGGUGUGCAGCACGCCGCUCAUCUUCGGCUGAAGGUCCUCACCAAGACUGUGAGGUGUGAGGGCAUUGGAAUCGAUCCCCUGGAUCCAAAGACGGGAAAGCUCGACAUGCCCAAGCUCUUGAGUGAGAAUUACCCCGAGCACGGUCCCUACUUGGGAGUAUAUGCCAGUAUCGAAGUAAUCGGCGCUGAACAAGGGGGUUGCAGUGGUGAUAUUGACAAACUAUUGUCAGUGGGAGAUACACUUUCAUUAUUGGACGAAGAUAACGUGUAGCGCUUGUAAUAGUAGACAACAUCGUAAUGAAACAGAAACAAUGCCACGUACGUAUUUGGUACAAGGAUUGUCAGCUUGAGGGGUUUCGGUUAUUCCGUGCCUUGUCUUAAGACCCCCAUAAGGUGAUUUAUGUUCUACUCUUAGUCGUGUAAUUGCUGCAUUGGAAGUGGAUCAUUUCGGUUAAAGCUUGGGAAAGGACAAGGAUCACGUUUGAAUCGCGCGCCAACCCAGUGGAUAGGAACCGUCAUCAAUGUCGAAAGCAUGGAGAGUACUCUUACUGCCGUCUGCCGUACAGUACAUCAAUGUAACAAUCAACUAUCAUUUUUCAGAAUCCCAAACGGGAAACACGGGAAUGAAUCGGUCCCAAAUCCCUCAGUAUUUAUCUACCGAUACUUCGUAGUAAUGUUUCUACUACAAUUUUGUUUUGGUCUAGUACGUACUUGGGUACGUAGCUUCUACCUACCUCUACUUCAAAACAAAUCGAAUCCCCGAUGCUUCUAUCGCCCAACAAUUAAAAGAGUUUCAGCCAAGGUAGAAAACAAGGGAGUUCGGUGCAUUUGAUUGCAACUCCAGGCUCUCUAUGACUACCGCUACCAUUUUCAGGGUAAACCUCCACGGGUUGCUCAUCGGCUUUUUCUCGCUAUUUUGUUUGCUUCCCGGCUCUUCGCGUGGCGUAGCACAAGGCACCGCAACUGGAACCGCUGCAUUCCAACCACCACACGAGCGAUCCUCUUGGGCAAGUUCUGCAAGGGCAAACGCCCACACCGAACUAUCUGCCAAAGGAUCGAAACCGAAGGCCAGCUAUAACGAUGACGACACAAUGGUAGCACUCCUGCAUUCGCACCACCUUCUCGACCACAAACCCGACAACCUGCUGCUCAGGGGAGGAAGAUACAAACUCCGCGGGGUAGCCUUCCUCGGUCGUCCGGGGGUUGCCCUCUGCAUCGGACCCCCAAAGGCCCACACAAAAUUCAAGAGGGCCCUGGAAUCGGCCAUGCCCCAGAAACGAUUCAAGACGAAGGACCUGGAGAUAACUCAUCCGGAAGGAGAAUUUUUGGCCAUGGAGGGAUUCUCCAGGGCCGAAACGCUGGGCGACUUCCGCGCCAUCCUGGCGUCGAUCGGCAGGGAGGCCGAGUUUUUCGAGCUCACGGGGAUCGAGGAUCCGAAUUCGUCGUCUUCGUCGCCUCCGCCGCCCAAUGAUCAAAGCAAUGAACAGGCAACGGGGAGAAAGUGUGGCCGGAGAGGGAAGAACAAAAACAGGAAAGGACGAAAGUAAUACAAGACGAAACACACGGGGUUUGCUACAGCGAUCGGUACAAUGGACGAUAUUUAUUAUAAUGUUGAAAACAAUCAUCGGACAUCACAAUCAUGCAUUGUACUUUUGGUACGGAGAUACUUUGAUGGGCUUUUGACUUGAGAAUCCACCUCUCCUGAGCCACCGACAGCCACAGGUGUUAGAUUUCCAGAAUCGGGAAGAUGCCAACGAGUUUCUCAAUUAUUGAACAUGUGUGUUCGGGAUCCGUAUGAGAGUGGAUUUGUCUUCCCAUGAAUCUCUUUGGCCACGCUCAGAAUCCGCUGUAUAAGGGUAGGUUGUUGGAAUUUGAAUUCUUGGAAUUGAUUACAAUUGUAACAGUAUUGAUAAACUGAUGUUUACGUUGCUCCUAUUUAAUGAUGGGUAGUCUCGAAUGCUCCUGCCAUCCCUAAUUCAUGCAUUCACCUACGUUUUGGUUAAGACUAACUCUAUUGAACGUUGAUGUUGAACUUAAUACAAAAGCCAGAGAAUUGUUACUGAUUUAACUUACUAGUAGAAGUAGUAGCAUUGAUUCCAAUAGCUAGUCUCUUGAAGAAAGAAUGACAGCAGUCCCCCAGAAAAAUGUGAGAAAGAAGUGACAAGAUUCAUGCCUACAUACAUUAGUAGCAAAUAGGAUAAUCCAUAGUAGUGCCUAUUCUUCACAUUCUUGUUCUUAUCCUCUUGAAUUAUGACAGCAGAAAGCAGAUACAGCAGUCAUAACAAACUAUGACAAGUAGGAUAUAGAAUAGAAUACUAAGAAUAGU